Molecule: messenger RNA, 2040 nt
Organism: Kwoniella shivajii
Lineage: Eukaryota; Fungi; Basidiomycota; Tremellomycetes; Tremellales; Cryptococcaceae
Exons: 5
Coding region: 1-2040 (679 amino acids)
Source: RefSeq, a predicted model, not a curated record
AUGUUUGAUCGGCAUCGUUCACCACCGCUGUCAGCCCAACGAUGUUCCCCGUCAGAGAGGAAAGAGAGAUCACCUAGUUAUGUACCGCCUUAUGAGCAGGCUAGAGACCAAUCCCGCACCAGCACCAACACCAACACCAACGCCAAGACAGCUAACAGAGGUAAGAAUGGCUUUACGAGGAAUUUCAGUUCGUAUACAGGCUCAUUCAGGGAGAGAUCAAUCUCACCAACAAGAAGGAACUCGUCGUCUUAUCAUACAGAAAGGGGGAGAUCACCUUUUUGGUACAAGGAUAGAUCAAGUUCAUACAGGGUCACAUCCUCAUAUACCAGUGAGAGAAGAGGGCUGUUUGAUAGAGGAAGACUCGAUAAUAGAGAUAAUCAAGCUUGGGAAGAAUACUAUAAAUACACGCGCAGAGAAAGAGAAGUGGGAUUCGGGAAAAAGGAAAAGAAAACAUCAUGUUAUCAUCAAGAAAAAGGCAAGAACAGAAGUAUCGAAGGGUGGUAUGUACCAGGUCCAAAAACCAACCUAUUCAAAGGAUUCACUUUUUAUGUUCAUUCUGAAUCUGAUCCAAGUAAGAAGAAGGAUGAACAGAUGCGAAGUAAUGGUGAAUUUGUCAGUUUCAUAGCUUUGAUAAGGCAUCAUGGUGGUACGCUAUGUCGCUCACCUUGUCCAUCAUACGUAACCCACAUAAUCCUACCCUCUGAAUCAACGGAUAAUAGAGAAAUCACCAUCCAAAUCGACAAACCCGGACCAGACUUCUCGUCCUCGUCUUUGGAGCAAAAAGGAAUUUGGAAUCGCAAUGAUAUCAUAAAACGUUUCGCUCAUGUCAACGUAAAAGGAUCAUUACCAACUACCGCAGUCGAUCGAGAACAACGUGGAAGAGUACAUGUUUUAAUAAAUGAAUGGAUAUUUGAAUGUGUCAAAUUAAAUAGGAUUAUCGAAGAUUACGAUGACUGGGAAAUCAAAGGUACAUACGAUCCUAGAUUCGUCGAGGUCGAUAAACACAUACAAAGACCCGAAACACCACCUUGGCCACAGAAUCAAGUACUGAAUCCUCCUCAACAACAAACAAUGUACUACUGUGACGUGUCCAGGGAUCCCCGAGUAUCGUCUAUCCGACAACGAUCCAGCUCAAAUGAGGCUGAAGUGAUAACAUCUUUAUCAAGUCAGAUUACAAAUCAAGCUACCUUCGAGGUGCUGGUCAAUGAUACUGCAUUAAAGAUGACAGCGACAGAAGGUGAAGGAGAAUCCGCGAAAGAGAAUGAGAAUGACACAGAGGGAUCUCAACAGGUGAUCGUUGAGGAAGAAAUCAAACCUAAUCUGGAUGAUGACAUGAAAUUAGAUAUAGACAUGGAUGGCGACCAUUGUGGACAUCCUCCUCAAAACGACUAUGGAGAUGACGGACAAGAGGAAGAUAUCAAGCCUGCGAUCGUAGAUUGUAUUUCUGCUGCGGAUGGAGAGCAAUCAGAAUUAGCGAAUGUAAUUUCCGUGUCACUCGCGCAAGAGACUGUCUGUCAUCCUACACCUCAUACAGCUUCCAGUUUAGCCCCUCACCAACAGUCAGAAGUGCUUUCUGCUUCUCUUCCUCGCGGAAACACACCGGAUACUCUCCAAAUAUGUGGAGAAAAUCAACACACCAAAGCGGAAUCUACUACACCCUCAUCGAAACUCAAAGAGGUGUCUGUUUCUGUCAUCCUCGACCGUCAAAAAGGAGUGUUUGCCAAAGGCUUAUUACCGAUUAGUUUCCACGUUUUGGGCUCAGAGAGGGAGCGGAGGUUAAUGGAGGUGGUAAUCACGCGCGCAGGUGGUGGUUUGAUAUCCCCCUCAACGACCGCCACAUUCGUGCUUCUACCUCUAUCGCCAGAAGAAUCUGCCACUGACCCAUCUCAUGUCGCUGUGGUGGAUGGACUUGCCAAGGACAAAUCAAGGGCUGCCAUCUCUGCUGAUUGGGUUCAUGAUUGCAUUGAGUCGGACACCUUGAUACCACUUGAUAAGUAUUUUAUACGAAAAGAGGAAAGGCAGAUGGACAUCCGAGAGUGA